Anoplopoma fimbria (sablefish) is the source of this 450-nucleotide messenger RNA. It is a transcript of the gene cops9, whose product is annotated as COP9 signalosome subunit 9. The transcript has 3 exons. Gene Ontology annotation, biological process: negative regulation of protein neddylation. The record is from RefSeq and is a predicted model, not a curated record. NCBI's taxonomy places the organism in Eukaryota, Metazoa, Chordata, Actinopteri, Perciformes, Anoplopomatidae. Bases 109 to 282 code for a protein of 57 amino acids.
CACAGUUCAGUGUUGCACACGUUGUGUUUACGUGUGUCAAAGCUAGCCCAAGCUAGCCACAAAGUCUCUCUUAGCUGCUCGUUCCCGCUGAACUGAUACCGAAACACGAUGAAGCCCGCAGUGGACGAGAUGUUCCCUGAAGGAGCCGGACCCUACGUGGACCUGGACGAGGCAGGAGGCAGCAGCGGACUCCUGAUGGACCUGGCAGCCAAUGAGAAAGCAGUGCACUCGGAUUUCUUUAACGACUUCGAGGAUCUGUUCGAUGACGAUGACCUGCAGUGACGACAUCGUCUGACCUCCUGUGUGUUUCUGUGAACGUGUACAUACGAAAAGCAAUCAUGAAAAUGGGCUCAUUCUGACUACAAGUUCUCUCUUAUUUGUACAGCCCCCUCCUCCCUCCUUCAUGUCACUCACCACUGCACUGAAAUAAAGAUUUUUUUUUUGUUUUUA